AUGUCCGACGUUACGGCCCCGAUUGAACUCCCUGUUAUUGACAUUUCCGAUCCACAUGACCCUGCCGUAGGCAAGGCGAUGCUGGAUGCUGCUGCAAAGUAUGGUUUCCUCUAUGUGAAUAGCAAGGGCUCCGACUUUACCGUUGAGGAUGUGGAUCGUGGGUUCGGCUUGUCGAAGAAGUUCUUCGCAUCUCCCGCUGCGGAGAAGGAGCCAUGUCGCAUCACGCCCAAUAACCGGGGGUGGUCCGGGAUGCAUACGGAGACACUCGAUCCUGAGCACCAGCGGACCGGAGACUUUAAAGAAGCCAUGAACUUCGGCGACUUCAAAGAUGGCAAAGCCCAACAACCACUACCGGCAUCACUAGUCCCGCACGAGUCCGAGAUCCAUGACUUCGCAAAGCUGUGCAACAAGACCUGCACUCGGGUCCUGAACCUACUCGCUCUUGGCCUGGAGAUGCCCUCCGACUUCUUCACCACCCGCCACGACCCCAGCAAGGGCCCAACAGGCAGCAUCUUGCGAUACUUGUACUAUCCAUCGAUCUUUUCACCAGCAACAGCAUCCUACAAGCACGACAAGGACGUGCGAGCCGGCGCACACUCCGACUACGGCAGCAUCACGUUGCUCUUCCAGCGACCCGGACAGCCGGGACUGGAGAUCUUGACUCCGGAAGGAUCCUGGGCGCCGGUUCCUAUCGUACCAGGUCCACAGCCCGAUGCGUUCCCGUUCCCACCUAUCCUGGUAAAUAUCGGUGACCUGUUGAGUUAUUGGACUGAUGGACUGCUCAAGUCGACUGUGCAUCGGGUUGUGUUUCCGUUGGCGGAGCAGCGGAGCCCGAAUCCUCAGGAUCGGUAUACGCUUGUGUACUUCUGCCACCCGGUGGAUUCGACGGAGCUGGUGCCCGUUCCUAGUAAGGUUGUGACGGAGCAUCGGGAGCGGAGCGGUGGAGUUGGCGUGGUUGGGUUUGGUGGCGGUGCGGGCUCUUUGGAGCCGGGGAAGAGACCGUUGACUGCGCAGGAGCAUUUGGAGUCGCGGCUGGCGGCGACGUACGGAUUUACGAAGGAGUAA
This is a messenger RNA of Penicillium cinerascens, 1065 nucleotides long. RefSeq lists its product as uncharacterized. The transcript is spliced from 5 exons. Bases 1 to 1065 code for a protein of 354 amino acids. NCBI's taxonomy places the organism in Eukaryota, Fungi, Ascomycota, Eurotiomycetes, Eurotiales, Aspergillaceae. The record is from RefSeq and is a predicted model, not a curated record.